Molecule: messenger RNA, 7887 nt
Organism: Chionomys nivalis (European snow vole)
Lineage: Eukaryota; Metazoa; Chordata; Mammalia; Rodentia; Cricetidae
Gene: Adcy7
Product: adenylate cyclase 7
Exons: 26
Coding region: 361-3663 (1100 amino acids)
Biological process (GO): intracellular signal transduction; adenylate cyclase-activating G protein-coupled receptor signaling pathway; adenylate cyclase-inhibiting G protein-coupled receptor signaling pathway
Cellular component (GO): plasma membrane
Molecular function (GO): adenylate cyclase activity
Source: RefSeq, a predicted model, not a curated record
CUUCCCAUGUGUGAGACUGGACGCCUUCAGAGCAAGGGUACCGAGGGCCCAGCCACCUUCCUGCAGGCACCGAGCUUGGCUGGGCGGCUUCAGUGCCCCAGGAGAGCCAGAUCUGAGGACCCGGAAGGUCCUGUCAGCCCAUCCCAGACACCCUGAAGACACCAGUGACCAAGACUCAGUGACUGGAGCCGGUGCUAUGUGCCCAUGGAGCCACAGGCUCUGGGUGCCUCUGCCCAGUCCUGACUGCUAGCCUCAGAGAAGUUAGAGGCCUAGGCCACAUUCAAGAGUGUCAGUAGACAGAUGUAUCUCAGACCGUGGGGCUCCUAAGCAGGCUGCUGGACUAGGCCACUGGGGAAGAAGAUGCCAGCCAAGGGGCGUUACUUCCUAAAUGAAGGUGACGAGGGCCCCAACCAGGCAAAGCUCUAUGAGAAGUACCGCCUUACCAGCCAGCAUGGGCCACUGCUGCUGUUGCUCCUCCUGGUGGCCGUGGCCAUCUGUGUAGCGCUCAUCAGCAUCACCUUCAGUCAUGAGGAUCCCCCGAGGCACAAGGCUCUCCUGGGCACUGCGUUCUUCCUGCUGACGCUGUUUGCGGCUCUCUACGUGCUGGUGUAUGUUGAGUGCCUGGUGCGCCGCUGGCUGCAGGCCUUGGCUCUGUUCACCUGGCUCUGCCUCAUGCUGCUCGGCUCUGUGCUGGUGUGGGACUCCUGGAAGAACGAAGCCUGUGCCUGGGAGCAGGUGCCUUUCUUCCUGUUCAUCGUCUUUGUGGUGUACGCCUUGCUGCCCCUCAGCACGCGGGCAGCCAUCACAGUGGGGAUGGUCUCCACUGUCUCUCACCUCCUGGUGUUUGGAGCUGUGACCGGAACCUCCAAGACGUCCAUGUCUGGCGCACAGCUGGGACUGCAGCUUCUGGCCAAUGCCAUUAUCCUCCUGGGCGGGAACUUCACGGGGGCCUUUCACAAGCACCAGCUGCAGGAUGCUUCCCGGGACCUCUUCAUCUACACCGUCAAGUGUAUCCAGAUCCGCCGGAAGCUACGUGUGGAGAAGCGCCAGCAGGAGAACCUGCUGCUCUCGGUGCUGCCAGCCCAUAUAUCCAUGGGCAUGAAGCUGGCCAUCAUUGAGCGCCUCAAAGAGGGCGGUGACCGCCGCCACAUGCCUGACAACAACUUUCACAGCCUCUAUGUCAAGCGGCACCAGAAUGUCAGCAUCCUGUAUGCAGACAUCGUGGGCUUCACGCGGCUGGCCAGUGACUGCUCCCCCAAGGAGCUGGUGGUGGUGCUCAAUGAGCUGUUCGGGAAAUUCGACCAGAUUGCCAAGGCCAACGAGUGCAUGCGGAUCAAGAUCCUGGGUGACUGCUACUACUGCGUAUCGGGCCUACCUGUGUCGCUGCCCACCCACGCCCGCAACUGCGUGAAGAUGGGUCUGGACAUAUGUGAGGCCAUUAAGCAGGUGCGUGAGGCCACAGGAGUGGACAUCAGUAUGCGGGUGGGUAUCCACUCUGGCAAUGUGCUGUGUGGGGUCAUCGGGCUUCGCAAGUGGCAGUAUGACGUGUGGUCCCAUGACGUGUCCCUGGCCAACAGGAUGGAGGCUGCUGGAGUCCCUGGCCGGGUGCACAUCACAGAGGCGACACUGAACCACCUGGACAAGGCGUACGAGGUGGAGGAUGGGAACGGGCAGCAGCGCGACCCCUAUCUGAAAGAGAUGAACAUCCGGACCUACCUGGUGAUAGACCCUCGGAGCCAGCAGCCACCCCCACCCAGCCAUCACCUCCCCAAGCCCAAGCCGGAUGCGACACUGAAGAUGCGGGCUUCAGUGCGCGUGACCCGCUAUCUCGAGUCCUGGGGUGCAGCGCGGCCCUUUGCACACCUCAACCACCGGGAGAGUGUGAGCAGCAGCGAGACCCCCAUUUCCAAUGGACGGAGGUCAAAGGCCUCUUCACUGCGCCGACACCGUGCCCUUGCCAGGAGUGCCUCUCCCAAGGGGCGCUUGGAUGACGACUGUGAUGACGAGAUGCUCUCGGCCAUUGAGGGGCUCAGCUCCACCAGGCCUUGCUGCUCCAAGUCUGAUGACUUCCACACCUUUGGCCCCAUCUUCCUGGAGAAGGGCUUCGAGCGGGAGUACCGCCUGGUGCCCAUCCCCCGUGCUCGCUAUGACUUCGCGUGUGCCAGCCUUGUCUUCGUCUGCAUCCUGUUUGUCCAUCUUCUCGUGAUGCCCAGGAUGGCCACUCUGGGCGUGUCCUUUGGACUUGUGGCCUGCCUGCUGGGGCUGGUGCUAAGUCUCUGCUUCGCUACUGAGUUCUCGAGGUGCCUUCCAGCCCGAGGUACACUCCAGGCCAUCUCGGAGAGUGUGGAGACGCAGCCCCUGCUCAGGCUGCCCCUGGUUGUGCUGACUGUUGGCAGCCUACUGACUGUUGCUAUCAUCAACAUGCCACUGAUGCUUAACCCAGGCCCAGAGCAGCCUGGAGGCAACGAGACAAGUCUGCUGGCUGCAAGAACUAGAGUUGGGACCCUGUGUGAGCUCCUCCCGUACUACACCUGCAGCUGCAUCCUGGGCUUCAUUUCGUGCUCCGUCUUCCUGCGGAUAAGCCUGGAAGUGAAGGCCAUGCUGCUGACAGUGGCCUUGGUGGCUUACCUGCUGCUCUUCAACCUCUCCCCGUGCUGGCACGUCCCAGGCAACAGCACCGACACCAACAGCACACAUAGGACACCUCCACUCCUGCCUGCUGCACGAACCAUGCACAACCACACCCUUGCUCCGGGGGCUCAGGUGACUGCCCCCUUCCCCAGCAGAUGCUUAGAGAGAGACCUGAAGACCACGAUCAACUUCUACCUGGUCCUCUUCUAUGCCACCCUCAUCCUGCUGUCUAGACAGAUUGACUAUUACUGCCGCUUGGACUGUCUGUGGAAGAAGAAGUUCAAGAAGGAACAUGAGGAGUUUGAAACAAUGGAGAAUGUGAACCGCCUCCUCCUAGAAAAUGUGCUGCCAGCACACGUGGCUGCCCACUUCAUUGGAGACAAGGCAGCUGAGGACUGGUACCAUCAGUCUUAUGACUGUGUCUGUGUCAUGUUUGCAUCCGUUCCGGACUUCAAAGUGUUCUACACUGAGUGUGAUGUGAACAAAGAAGGGUUGGAGUGCCUGCGCCUGUUGAAUGAGAUCAUUGCUGAUUUUGACGAGCUGCUGCUGAAGCCCAAGUUCAGUGGUGUGGAGAAGAUCAAGACCAUUGGCAGCACCUACAUGGCCGCAGCAGGGCUCAGUGUCCCCUCAGGACACGAGAACCAGGACCUAGAGCGGAAGCACGUGCACAUCGGUGUCUUGGUGGAAUUCAGCAUGGCCCUGAUGAGCAAGCUGGACGGAAUCAACAGGCACUCCUUCAAUUCCUUUCGCCUUCGAGUUGGUAUAAACCACGGGCCUGUGAUUGCUGGAGUGAUUGGAGCACGCAAGCCUCAGUAUGACAUCUGGGGAAACACCGUCAAUGUUGCCAGCCGAAUGGAGAGCACUGGAGAGCUUGGGAAAAUUCAGGUUACAGAAGAGACAUGCACCAUCCUCCAGGGACUAGGAUAUUCCUGUGAGUGCCGAGGGCUGAUCAACGUCAAAGGCAAAGGAGAGCUGCGGACUUACUUUGUGUGUACAGACACUGCCAAGUUUCAAGGCCUGGGGCUGAACUGAGGUGUCUGGUAGUCUGUCUCCUUCCCUGAGGGAGCCAAGAAUGCAGCCCCAUGCCAGCUGCAGGUGGCUGUGUGGCUUCUUUGGACUUGCACUACAGGAUGGAUGGCUCUGACACAUGCAUCAGAUUUUGUUUGAAGCAGCUACGUUGUCUAGAACCUCUGUGCUUCAGUCUGUGCAAUUCCUAGCUAGAUCACUGGUCUACUGUGGGCUGUGCUUGUUCCCAGGAUGUUGGAAGAGACCUUAAUGCAUGACCAAGACUGACACCACCUUGGUAGCCAGUGAACAGCAUAUACCGGGUAAAGAACUCCUGGUUCCAGGAGGCUCAGCCAGGCUGUCUAGCAUAGGUUAAAGCCUCCCUCUUCCCAUUAGUAUCCACCAUGGGAUGCUAACCUCUCAUGCAGGCAUUCUGGCAAAUGGAGUUGAAAACAGUGGGCAUAUUGGCAGGUAGUCUCAAACAGUAGAAAAAAAUUUCCAAUUGACAUGUCACUUUUUACCACCUCAUUUCUGUUUGAAAUGGACGUGUCAUUAAUGGAAGUUCUAUCUUUGCUACCAACUCUUAGAUGCUAGGCAACAAUCUCCUUUCUAGUAUAUUUUCUCUUCUUAGCCACUGACUACAUGUAAACAGGACUGCUGUUCAGUGUCAGUUCAUAGGAUUAGCUUGGCUGUGGGUGGAGUUCUGAGAGAGGGGGCUCACACAAGGAGCAGCAAAACCUUGGAUCUGUGUAUCCAGCAUUUUUGAAAUAAGUCUAUUGGGACAAGGUUCAGGAAGCUGAAAGUCUAGAAAUGAGGUGUGUAAUGUUUCAGUUCUUCUGUCUGCACUUUAUUUUUUUAGAGACAGAGUCAGCCAAGGCUGGCCUCAAACUUUCAACUCUCCUGCCUCAGUUCCUGAGUGUUUCGAUAGAUGUGCACUACCAUGGCCAGCUUUUUUUUUCCGUGGGAAAGCCUACAUAGAGAGGGCUUGGACAGCCUGUGUACCUCUUGCCCUUUCUCUAGUCUUCUGAGCUGACUGCAGAGCUGCAACUGUGAUCUACCUGGCAGGAACAUGUGUUGAGGUUCCUGGGCUGUGAAAUUGAGCACCUAAACAAAUGCCAAGUUGCUCUCACGAGUCAAGGCAAAUUCAGCUCUGUGUGAUGGCAUCUUACUGUGCUUUAGCUCCAGACCACUCAAGCUGAGUGAUGACCAACAUCCCACUCCUUUCGGAAAGUGAUUUCAUUGCCACAGAACUUCACUACGUCAUGGCAUUCUUAGACGUCACCAAGGAACCUACUAAGCACAGAACAUCAUGCAUACAGGAGUCUGCAAAUGAUGUACGUGCUGUAGGCAGGGUGCCUGACCAGCCAGGUUUACCUGGGACUUCAGUUCAAGAUGAGUAGUCAGGGAUGCAGAGGGAAGGAGACAGGACCUACCUACCAGAACUGUGUCCUGUGGAGCUUUAUCAGCCCAGGGAAGAGGGGCUGAUUCUAGUCUACACAAAGGAAUCCAGCAGUGGUCAGGGCUUCCCAGAAAGGCUCCCCUGGGGCUAAGAAGGUUCCUGCUAAUGCCACAAUGCAGUUCACAGGGAGCAGGAAUGCGCCUCCCUGAAGUUGACUCCUUCAACAUCCAAUAAUUUUCCCCUUCAACAGAAAUCCUAGCUUGAGUUUAAAAACAGCUGGCUACUGUUCACACAUCUUCAACUGAAGCACUGGGCUAGGAGUAUUAAGUUACUACUGUUCGGGUCUUAGGAGCGUAACUGACAAAACACUUGGGAGUUAUGCACAAACUUGUUUUUGAAUUUCCAAGUAAUUUCUUCACAAGUGUCUUAUUUUAUCUUAGGAACUUUUUUUAAAAUCCUUCUGUGGUUCAAGGAUUCAUUUCAGGGAUCCACUAAGGUGGUCCUCACUAACUACAGAAAGUAAAAGCUGUUCUGGCUUACUGAAGGACACUCCCCGACAAAUGAUUACUGUGUACUUCAUGGAUAACAGGUCAGUGCUUUGAGCAGGCGCAGGCAAAUAACUAUGGUGUGUUCUGUAUGUGUACUAUUUAUAGCUUUACUGUAACAACUGUCUCUGUGUGUGUGUACUGUUUAUAGCUUUACUGUAACAUCUGUCUCAGUAGUGUUUCAGUUUCAGAAAUCAGUGCCUGGCUCUUAUAUGUUCAGCCAAUAACUAAAAACCUGAAUGUCCUUCAAAAACAAAACAAAAACCUCAAUGUCCUAAGGUGUUUUGAAUUAAGAUAUUUCUGAGUCUUCAGGAACUGACUGACCUGUGGCAAGUAGAUCUACUGGUGAAUUAUGGGUUAUUGUCUAACCCAAGGUUUCAUAUAACUUGGACUGUCCUCAAACCUUCCACUCCUAAUCUUUCUGUGUCUACUUCUAGAGUGCUAGGAUUAUAGACAUGUGCCACUACAGCCAGUUUCUUUCUAUGUACAUAUGCACGUUCAUGUGUGUGCAGGGCUACAUCUGUGGAGAUCAGAAGACAACCCUGGGUAUUAGUCUUCACCUUCUACCUUGAGAAAGGGUUAUGUUUUCUCAUCUGCUAGCUUCAUGCUAGCUGCCCUAUGAAUGUCCAGGGGUCCUUGAUCUCUGGCUUCCAUCUUCCUAUAGGAGUGCAGAUUAUAGACAUACACACCACCGGAUCAGAACUUGGGUUCUGGGGAUCCAAACUCAAGUGGUCAAGCUUGCACAAGCACUUUACUCACUGAGCCACACUUCACUUGCAGCUCAUUGUGGCCAAUUUAUGUGGUGCUAGGGGCUCAGAAUUGCUAGCCUUCAAGCACUCUACCUACAGACUCAUACCCUUCAGCCCCUAAACUCUAUUUUUAGAGACUAAAAUCAAAAUCUAAAAAGACUUGAUUAACACUUAAGUUUUUUUAUUCUAUUAGCAUAAUAAUCUACAAGAGUCACACUAUAAUUUCUUCUUUCCUUUUUUUUUUUGAGAUAGUUUCUCUGUGUAGCUCUGGCUGCAUGGAACUCACUUUGUAGACCAGGCUGGCCUUGAACUUACAGAGAUCCAUCUGCUUCUGCCUUCUGAGUACUGGGAUUAAAGGCAUGUGUACCACCAUUCCUGGCUCCCAGAAUUUCUUGAAUCAGCUUUCCUUUACUGUUCUUGUUCUGGCUUAAUAAUGAUUUUAAAUUAAGAAAAAUGGGUAUAUCUUCUGGUCUAUAUUUUUGCAGACAGGCAAAGGGGUUAUGUCUGUUUACUAGACUAGGUUAUGUCCACACUGCCAUUCUAUUUUAAAAUCAUAUGCACGUAUGUGUGCAUGUGGGUAUGUACAUACAGUGCCGGUGCUUGCAGAGGCCAGAGGUUCUCUGGAGCUGAAGUUACAGGUGUCUUUGAGCUACCCAAUGAGGAUGCUGAGUACCUGACUCCAGUCCCCUGAAGAGCAGUAUGUGCUCUUAACUGCCAAGUCAUCUCUCCAGUGGGCCCAUCUCCACCUUUUUUUUUUUUCCUUUUUGAGGCAGGGUCUCAGUAUGUAUCCCAACCAGACUCAGAUUCAAUCUUUUCUCCGCCCGCCAAGUACUGGGAUUGUAAGUAUGUGCUACCAUAUUCAGCUUGCUGUUCAAACAGGUUAUGUCUUGACACAGAUUUAGAAAAAUCAUUCAUCUCAGCCCAGUGACGUGUGAUAGAAGGGACAUAUCUGAUGGUUUCCUGCUUGGUCACUUGACCUUUGUUAUUUCAGAUAAAGGGAAAUGAUUCAAGGGCACAGGUGGCCUUGGAGAAACUGAGCAGAAGCAAGCUCUCCUUUAAGUUCUAGACUCUAAUGUAUCUAAAAGUGGUUUGGUUCAUCUUAUUUGUGUCCUUUUGCUAUAGCUCCAAAUAACUAAAAAAAAAAAAAAAAACUAGACAUAUUUUAUCACCAUGAAUCUCCUAGCCCACUGUUUUUUCUUUUUGUAUGUGGGGGCAGAUGUAGUACUCAAUAACCACAAAUGAGGAAACCAUUCCCAUCAGGUACACAGAGGGCAGAACAUACCAGGAAACUUUUAACAUUACCUUGAGUGUUCACUUUCAUGGUAUGAUGCUAGAAAACCUCACUGGACAGAACUGCGUUUUGUGUUUACAAAGCUGGGUCCUGGGCCAGUGUGAUGGUCCAGUGAGUAAAAAGGCGUUUUGUCUGGUGACUUGUAUUUCUGCUUCUGUGGUUACUAGGCAUUAAAUUUAACUCCGAAAAGUUGUCCUAACUUCUACACAUGCACCAUGGCAUGCGUGCAUGUGCCCAAUGUGUAUAUAUUACACAUCCAAUAGUAAC